Molecule: messenger RNA, 3151 nt
Organism: Cylicocyclus nassatus
Lineage: Eukaryota; Metazoa; Nematoda; Chromadorea; Rhabditida; Strongylidae
Source: the annotation of a GenBank genome assembly
UUUAGAUGGGCGCAGGGAAGCGGACGGUGGUGGAAUGCACCCUGAUUCAUCUACUUGUCACAGCCAUUGCUGUUCUUUUAGCGUUGGCCGUCACAUUUCUUCUAACGUAUUUUCUUACCAAAGACGCUUAUACUCCUGAUACACACUGGAGUCAAGAAAUGAUUGAAUUUGUUCUUUGCACAACGCACGACAAACUUCUUCUCUACAUCUCUGUUGUUCUGUCGAUCUCUAGUAUUACUUCAAUCAAAACGCAAGAAACGGCAAUCGUCGACGGAGAUGUCAAAGGAGGAGAUCAUUCACCUACAGCAGCUCAACUGCGUUUGCCGAAAACCAUCAGACCGCUGAGUUAUGAUCUGAAAAUGCAAACCUAUCUGCCCUCGUAUGUGGAUUUUUCGAGCUCCAAGAACUUCACAUUUGACGCCGAGCUCAACAUUGAUCUUGAAGUUGUCGAAGCGGAAGACAAGAUUGUACUUAACAUGAGGAAUCUCACUAUAGAUAACGACAAGUGUGAGCUCUAUGUGAAUGGUCAAAAAGUGGGCAUUGAUAAGGUUGUUCCUCAAGAACAAUUGGAGAAGGUCGAAAUUGUUCCAGCAACACGUCUUCAGCAAGGAGCGCAAACCAAGUUGAAGCUGGUGUACACAGGACUAAUUAGUGAUAAGCUCGGGGGACUUUACAAAACAACCUAUACCGAGAAUGAUGGCAGCAAAAAAGUGGCUGCUGUAACUCAAAUGGAGCCAAUAGAUGCUCGCAGCAUGGUUCCAUGUUUCGAUGAACCCGAAUUCAAGGCUUCGUGGAACGUAACCGUGAUUCAUCCCAAAGGGACCAAAGCAAUAUCAAACGGAAUUGAAGAGGAAGUGAAAGAAAAUGGUGAUUGGAUCACGACAAGAUUUGCUCAAACACCGAGAAUGUCGUCGUAUCUGUUAGCCGUGCUAGUCUCGGAGUUCGAGUACAUUCAAAAUCAUACCAGCUCGGGUGUAUUGUUCCGCAUUUGGUCAAGAAAGGAAGCCACUUCAAUGACAGAAUAUGCACUCCACGCAGGAAUUAAAUGUCUAGAAUUCUACGAAAAACUCUUUGACUACAAAUUUCCGUUGAAAAAACAAGACAUGGUUGCGCUUCCGGAUUUUUCGGCAGGCGCAAUGGAAAAUUGGGGUUUAAUAACAUACAGGGAAAACUCUCUUCUCUACGAUGAAAGUCUGUACGGUCCCGACAAUAAGCGCAGAGUUGCACUUGUAGUUGCGCACGAGCUUGGCCAUCAGUGGUUCGGCAAUCUGGUAACAAUGAAAUGGUGGGAGGAUCUCUGGCUUAAUGAAGGCUUUGCUACUUAUCUUGAGUUUAUUGGAACAGACUUAAUCAGUGACAAUCUAAUGAAAAUGGAUCAGUAUUUCAUACUUGACUCUAUGGAAUCAGGUAUGGAUGAAGACUCUCUUUCUUCAAGCCACCCACUUUCAUUCAAAAUCGACAAAGCUAAUGAGGUUUACGAGGCAUUUGACUCUAUUUCAUACGGGAAAGGCGGCAGCAUACUCAGAAUGAUAGCUGCUACUAUCGGAAAAGACAACUUGAUUAAAGGCGUCGCGCAUUACAUCACCAAGCAUGCGUAUAAUAACGCUGAAGCUGCGGAUUUGUGGGAAGCUCUAAAUGAAGUGGUUGGCAAUAUUCAUGGAUCCCCUGGAAACAUGAAAGUUGGAGAUUUUGCUGAUCAGUGGACAGCACAGAUGGGAUUUCCUCUCGUAACUGUGGAGUCGUUCAACAAAACGCAUGUCAAAUUGACACAAGAACGGUAUCGGAAGAAUCCUAAUGCUAAAGACCCAAAGAAAUACGCAAAUCCAAAAUACGGAUUCAAAUGGGAUGUUCCUAUUUGGUACCAAGAAGGCGAUUCAUUUGUACAACUAAGUUGGCUAAAAAGAGACGAGCCGCUUUACCUUCAAUUGAAUCAGCCAGAACGUUUCGUUGUUAUAAAUGCUGGUAGAAAUGGAUUUUAUCGCCAAAACUACGACGCUGCAGGUUGGCAGAAAUUAGCAAAACAACUAAAGGAUAACCAUCAGAAACUUGACGUUUUUACGCGAAAUGCGAUAAUCAGCGACGCAUUUGCAACAGCACUUAUUGAUAAAGUUUCAUAUGGAACUAUCCUGGAUCUGCUGCAAUAUCUGAGGACAGAGGAGGAUUAUCUCCCUUGGGAAGCAGCCAUUGAUGGAUUCACUGACUUACUGCGAUACUUCGGCAAUGAGCCAGAAGUUAAAUUUGCGAAGCGAUUCAUGUUGAGCCUCGUGAAUCCAAUCUAUCAAAAAAGCAGUCUCAAUCACAUUGCAAAUGAAUACAGAAAUGACAAGCUAUUUUUGGAGAACCUUCUCGAGCAGGAUGUUAUCAAUUUUGCCUGCAAACUCGAUCUCAGCGAUUGUAAAUCCAACUACAAGAAACUCUUUGAUGAUGAAGUUAUAGCCAAAUGCCAAGGAAACGAUUCUGUCGCAAGUCGAUGUGUAAGCCUUGCCGCUCCACUGCGAAGCAAAACGUAUUGUUAUGGUGUUAAAGAGGGAGGUGAAGUCGCGUACGAAAAGGCAAUGGAACUUUACAUGGCUGAACCUGUGCAACUAGAGAGGAUUAGAUUGCUUGAUGCGCUUACAUGCACCAAGGAUAUCACUUCAUUGAAAGAGCUGAUGCUGUUGUCACUUGAUCGAAACUCUUCUUUUGUACGCCUUCAAGACGUCAGCUACAUCUUCAGAGGUGUUUCGAAUAACCAAGUUGGUCAGGAAAUCAUAUUUAAUUUCUUCAUUGAACGCUGGGACGAUAUAUACGAUGGGCUGAUGCCAGAGCGUACCACCAUUGGAAAUAUUAUCAAGAAAGCUGGACUUGGAAUACGAUCGCAACAUCAGAUUGAACAGCUCAAAUCACUGAAGAAAAGCGGCAAGCAUGCUAGCCAGUUUGGCGAUUUCGACGAAGCGAUAGAGAAAUCGGAACACAAAGUCGAAUGGCUCAACAAGCACUUCCGCGAGCUGUCGAACAUCUUCAAAAAAUUCGCCAAAUAAUGGAUGCUUUGGAAAGACUGGCGCUAGUCACUUCCAAUUUAGUUCGAAUGUCUUGCACCAAAAAUUGGAUUGCGCCUUUGUGCACAUUCGUUGUGUUUGCGUUUGAGUUUUCGAGAAAGAAGAUUAACUAG